AUGGAGAACCCCAAACAAAAGUUUGUGUAUGGUACCUGCAUGAGAAAUCACGCAGCAAAGCUUGGUGGCUUUGCCACCGAUGGCUGCAUAGAAUUCGUCCCGACUGAUGAUGGCCCUCACUGUGUCGCAUGUAGGUGCCACCUGAGCUUCCACAAGAAGAUGGCUGUGGUGGGCAAUACUGGUGGUGGUGGUGGCAUGGGAGAGGGUAGCAAUAGCAUUGUGAAGGUUAACGCUGAUGUGGUGGAAGUGAGUGACGACGAGGCGGAGAAGGAGGAGGAGAAGAAGUUGCAAGCACUCCUCCAGAUCUCCUAA
Molecule: messenger RNA, 312 nt
Organism: Telopea speciosissima
Lineage: Eukaryota; Viridiplantae; Streptophyta; Magnoliopsida; Proteales; Proteaceae
Product: zinc-finger homeodomain protein 11-like
Exons: 2
Coding region: 1-312 (103 amino acids)
Biological process (GO): regulation of developmental process; regulation of DNA-templated transcription
Cellular component (GO): nucleus
Molecular function (GO): DNA-binding transcription factor activity; transcription cis-regulatory region binding
Source: RefSeq, a predicted model, not a curated record